CGCACCAUAGAGCGGCGGAGAGAGAGGCUGCUCCCGUCCCCCACCGGCUCCAGAGAGAGGGGGCGGGGCCUGGCGGUCGCCAUGGCGGCGGGGCCUGUGCGGCUCAGGCUGCUCCCGGGCGGCCCCGCCGGUGCCGGACCCCGGAGCCCCCCGUGGAACCAGGCCCGAGCGCCGCAUCCCCGCCCUCCCCCUCGCCGGUUCCCCCGGGGGAUGUCAAAGCCUCCCGGGCUGGGUCUGCCCCGCCGCCCGGCACCGGGCGCGCUCCCUCCGAGAAUCCCCGCGGCUGGGUCCCCUCUCCGCUCCCCGCCCGGGCUGCCCGGCCUCUCCCGGUGCCCGGCCCGUGGCACCAUCUAGUGGCACCGCGUGGCCCGGCCGGACCAAGGGAAGCCUCGGGGCGCGGGUCAGCCCCGGCCGGCCCCGCCGGUUCUCCCGGCCCCGAGGGCCAGAUGUGUCACGGGCAGGGGCAGCCCCGGCCGGGAGCCAGCCCGGCGCUCAGGCCCGGCCCGCGGCGCCGCCGGGGAUGGAGCCGGCAGCCCCGGUGAUGCUGCUGGGCGGCGUGGUCCCGUCCCCCCGCCCCAGGUGCUCCCGGCCGCGGUCCUGCGCGGGAGAGCAGCCGGUGGCCCCGCAGUGGCUGGGAAGGCGGCAGCCGGCGGGACGGGAGCUGCUCCGUCCUUCCCCCGGGGCUGGCAGGGAGCUUCGGCCAGAAGGAGCCCCCUGACGCGGAUCUGAGGAGCUCCGGGGAAGCGGCUGCUCCAUGGCUCCGGCCCCGGGGUGGUGGCUGGUGACCGGGGGUUUCAGGAGGAACUGGUCCCCCCACGCCGCCGCGUUGCCGGGCCGUGACCUCCUGUGGCAUCAGCACCGACCCUGGCUGGGAGCGGCAGCCGGGACCGAGAGCCGAGGCGUGGAGCUGGUUUCUGUCACCACAGGACAGCGACCCCGCAGGAGGAGGAAUGAGAGGGGUCUGGUCCCCAGGCAGCGUCUGGCCCACAAAGGGUUACGCAAGGCACCCUGGAGUGACACCACUGCCACCAGCCCGGGAGCUCAGCUCCUUCCUGGUCCGAUACCUAUCGGAGGCUCGCCUGAAGCGGGGCUGAGGAAGGGGCCAGCGGCUGCGAAGAGGAGCCGGAGCCGGUCUGCACCCCCGGCUGCUGGGCAGGGGCCGCCGCGCCUGCCGGCUGCCACCGCCGCCUCCCCGCGCUUGCGCUGGCGGGUGCCCACCAUGGAGGAGAUGCUGAUCUGGGAGCAGCACACGGUGACGCUGAGCAAGGACCCGCACCGGGGCUUUGGCUUCGCCGUCUCCGGCGGCCGGGACCGUCCCAACAGGGUGACCGGGGACACGGCGGUGAUCGUUUCGGACGUGGUGGCCGGGGGACCGGCCAUGGGACGGCUCCAGAAGAAGGAUCACAUCGUGAUGGUGAAUGGCCUUUCCAUGGAGAAUGUCUCGUCCUCCUUUGCCAUCCAGACACUGAAAACCUGUGGCAAGAUUGCCAACAUCACGCUGAAAAGACCAAAGAAGGUCCAUGUCCCCGUGAGCAAGAGCAGCCCCGGGUCCCCCACCGUGCCCCAGCGCUAUGACUCGGACGAGGACGGUGCGCAGCCGGCCCUGCACCGCUCCCGGGAUGACCUGGACCACAGCCGGGGCUACGACGGGGACUCAUCCAGCGAGAGAAGCUCUGGCCACCACCGGGAUGACCACCGCCACCACAAGGCAGUGUCCCGGAGCCGGAGGCGAAGCCAGGACAGCAGCCACUGGAGGCAGAGCCCUGGCAGUGGCUCUGAUCACAGGGGCUACAGCCGCCACCGCUCCACCAAUGGCUUCAGCCACGACGAGGACACCAAUGGGCUGGCCCUGGUGUCGGGCUUCAAGCGGUUGCCACGCCAGGAUGUGCUGAUGAAGCCCAUCACAUCAGUCCUGGUGAAGCAGAAGCAGAAUGAAGAGUAUGGCCUGAAGCUGGGGAGUCAGCUCUUCAUCAAGCACAUAGUGGAGAGCGGGCUGGCGGCGAAGGGCAGCUCUUUGCAGGAGGGAGACCUCAUCCUGAAGAUCAACGGGGUGGCCAGCGAGGACAUGUCCCUGGCUGAAACCCAGCAGCUCAUCGAGCGGACAGAGGGAGUCCUGACCCUGCUUGUGCUCCGGGACCACCGGCAGUUCCUGGUCAACAUCCCUGACGUAGAAGAAAGCCAGAGUGACAGUUCCCGGAUGGAUGACAUCUCUGACAUCGACUCUGAACUGUCCCAUCCACCAUCCCCUGAGACCUCCCCACGACUUCCAGCUGCUGCCAGGAUGAAUUCACCACCGGAGAGGAGACGAUUGACCAGGGACCCUGUGGCUGACACAGCCAUGGACGAAGCUCGGGGCCCUGACCUACUGGAAGCUGUGGAGGGGGGUGGCCACCAAGGACCCCACGCCAGCCCCACCGCCCGAGCUGCCCGCAAGGAUGGGUACAGCGCCGACUCCAGGGUCGUGCAGUUUGUGAAGGCCAAGAGCGUGGGGCUGCGGCUGGCCGGGGGGAACGACGUGGGCAUCUUCGUGUCGAGCGUGCAGGAGGGGAGCCCGGCCGACAGCCAGGGCGUGCGGGAAGGGGACCAGAUCCUGCAGGUGAAUGACACCAGCUUCCAGAACCUGACCCGUGAGGAGGCUGUGGAGUUCCUCAUGAAGCUGCCGCCGGGCGAGGACAUCACGCUGUGGACCCAGAGCAAGCAGGACAUUUACAGGAAGAUGAUCUCGUCCAACGUGGGUGACUCAUUCUACAUCCGGACGCACUUUGACUUCGAGAAGGACACGCCGUCGGGGCUCAGCUUUGUCCGCGGGGACGUGUUCCACGUGCUGGACACCAUGUACCGGGGCAGGCUGGGGAGCUGGCUGGCCGUGCGCAUGGGCAGGGACCUGCAGGAGCAGGACAAGGGCAUCAUCCCCAACCGGAGCAGGGCCGAGCAGAUCGCCAGCCUGGAGUCGGUGCUGAAAGCCACGUCUGGUGCCAACCCCUCUGGGGCACGGGCUGAGUUUUGGAAGCUGCGGGGCCUGCGAGGUGCCAAGAAGAUGCUGCGGAAGAGCCGGGAGGACCUGUCUGCCCUCACAAAGCAGGGCCACUACCCGCCGUAUGAGAGGGUGGUCCUGAAGGAAGCCAGCUUCAAGCGGCCGGUGGUGAUCCUGGGCCCCAUCGCAGACAUUGCCAUGCAGAAGCUGAGCACAGAGAUGCCCGAGCAGUUCGAGAUUGCCCCGAGCGUGGCCCGAGAUGGUGCUUCAUCCAAGGUCAUCAAGUUGGACGCGGUGCGGCAAAUCGCAGAAAAGAACAAGCAUGCCCUGUUGGACAUCACGCCCUCGGCUGUGGAGCGCCUCAACUACGUGCAGUACUACCCCGUGGUGGUGUUUUGUGAGCCUGAGAGCCGGCAAGGCAUCAAGGCCAUGCGGCAGUGGCUGGCGCCCGACUCUAGGAAGAGCUCCCGGCGCCUCUACGCCCAGGCCAACAAGAUGAAGAAGUACUGCAGCCACCUCUUCACUGCCACCGUCAGCCUCAGCGGCAGCAGCAACACCUGGUACCAGGCGAUCAAGGACAUCAUCAGGAUGCAGCAGAGCCAGCCCAUUUGGACGACGGCGGAGCAGGCAGACGUGGCGCUGGAGGACAGUCUGGACCUGCUGAACCCACCGAGCGCGGCGGCCUCGGGCUACCUGACCUGCGACAGCCGCGCCAACAGCGACUACGACACGGACGGCGAGACGGGCGCCUACACCGACGGCGAGGCGGAGGACGCCUACGACCAGCCCGGGCUGGCCCGCUCCUCUGAGCCAGUGCAGGUGUCACCGAGCCACGGUCUGAGCGAGCAGGCGACCGAGCAGCAGUGGCAGGGCCGGCAGAGCCAGCGCCACGACAACAUCAGGGAAUACGAGCACGAUGCUGUGAGGAAGAGGUUCACACGGGCCAGGGAUGACUCGGACCAGGACGAAGGCUACGAGUGGGGCCCAGCCACAGAUGUGUAGCAGCACUGCUGGCCCCCAUCCCACUGGGCAGCCGGCCACCUCG
Molecule: messenger RNA, 4019 nt
Organism: Calidris pugnax (ruff)
Lineage: Eukaryota; Metazoa; Chordata; Aves; Charadriiformes; Scolopacidae
Gene: TJP3
Product: tight junction protein 3
Exons: 21
Coding region: 755-3976 (1073 amino acids)
Biological process (GO): protein localization to cell-cell junction; positive regulation of blood-brain barrier permeability; establishment of endothelial intestinal barrier
Cellular component (GO): plasma membrane; bicellular tight junction
Molecular function (GO): cell adhesion molecule binding
Source: RefSeq, a predicted model, not a curated record